AUGGCCUCUGACGACGAAGAUGAGUACGUCUCCUUCGGCACUCCUCUCCAGGAGGAGGAAGAAAGCAGGGCUGGUCAAAGGCGGAAGGACGUGAAGGAUCCUGCAUUGACGAAGCAGCUGCCCUUGCAUAAGCAGGAGGUAACCGAUGCAGAGGGCAGGAGGCGCUUCCAUGGUGCCUUCACUGGCGGGUACAGCGCUGGCUACUACAACACCGUGGGCUCACUGGAGGGAUGGGCACCCUCAACCUUCAAAUCCUCCCGAGAGGACCGCGGCUCCGCCAAGGCACAGAAGGUGGAGGACUUCCUGGACGAGGAUGAGCUGGAGGACAUGCGCAAGUCUGGGCUGCAGGUGCGCGCAGAGUAUGACACUUUCGGCACCACCGCGGCGGAGCAUGCGCGGCGGGCAGCCAACGCAGAGGCCAGCACCAGGGACAGGGGCCACCUCAGCUUUGUGCCCGACGCCAUCAUCACUCCGGUCGCCGACUCCAUGGGCAUCAGGUUGCUGCAGAGCAUGGGGUGGCGGCAGGGCAAGGGCGUGGGUCCUGCGGUAGCGCCAGACAAGCCACAGAAGACGGGCAGACGCUGGGGCCCCGAGGCUGGCGUCGGUCCAGACAAUACACCCAUCUAUGCGCUCGCCCCCAAGACCGACCAGCAUGGCCUUGGCUUCGACCCUUUCAAGGGCGCAGAGGAGUUCAGGAAUGCAAAGAGGGAGAGGCCAGGCGAGCAGGGUCGGCAAACAGAGCAGGCGGAUCCAAGGAAGCGGCAGCGCGGCGUUGCAUUCGGGUCCGGCACCGGUGAGGAGACAGACACCUUCGGCUACAUGGAUGACUAUGUCAGCCAUGGCGGCCAAGCCCGCGGGGGAGAGUUCAACUUUGAGAUCGCCUCCGAUGAGGAAGACACUGACAUGGCACAUCUAAGGCAUGCCCUCCACCACUCUCACACACCCUCCUGCUGGAUCACGCGGAUGGGUGGCAAGCUGGACCCAAAUUUCAUGCUGCCAGGGAAGGCAACGCCGCUGAGCAUUCUGGCGGCAGGCAUGGCUCCGCAGAAAGACAUCAUUCCGGGAUUUGUCAGGGCGGCCGAGACAGUCUCGCCCAAGCUGUAUUCGCCGCCCAAGAUCCCUGCCAGCUACCAGCCGCACCACGACUUCCCAGAUGAUGCGCUGCCAGGGUCGUCUGCCACGGGUGAGGACAAGCCAGCGCGUGAGGUGCCGCCGCCAGAUGACCCAGAGCUGCGCAGGACGAUCGACGCAAUGGCGCCCUUCGUUGCGCGCAACGGGCCGGCCUUCGAGGCGGUUGCUGUCAAGGCCAACGCCAAGAGCCAGAAGUUCAGCUUCCUCGCGGGCGGCGCCGGCGCAGAGUACUACAGAUGGCGCGUGCAGGUGGCCAAGGCAGAGGCGAAGGGGUCAGGGGCUUCCGUGGCGCAGCGCCGCGCGCCGCUGUCUGCGGAUGACAGAGGAGCGCUGCUAGGUGAGGCACAACUGGCAGCGGCUGCUGCAGCGUCGAGCGCAGCCGCCGCGCCUGCAGGCCCGCAUGCUGCAGGCCCCAACAUUUCUGGCAUCGCAGACACCGACAGGAGGCGGCUGCAGGACACGCUGGCGGGCAGCUUUGCCAGUGCAACAGAGCAGGACAUGGGUUUUGGGUCCCGCCCGAUUGGCCUACACCAGCCCGUGCCCGGGCAGGCAGUGAGCGCUCCGCCACCCAGCUCUGCGGCCGCUGCCUUCCUCGGCUCCAUCGGUGGCCGCUUUGCCAGCGGCGGAACGUUCCAACCGGAAGCUGCUGCAGGCCUGCAGGCGGGCGCCGCUCCGAAGCGGCCACAGCGCAGCGUGCACGAGUGGCGGCCAGAGCCGCUGCUGUGCAAGCGCUUCAACGUGCCCGACCCCUUCAAGGGCCGCCCAGCAGCGCCUGUCAACGAUGUGCCACGCUUCAUGUCCGAUCGCCUCGCGCUGCCCGACACCGCCGCAGCCGCCGGCUCCGUGCUGGAAGUUGCGCCGGCAGCCGCCCUGCAGCUACCAGGACCUCCUCCGAUCCCCCAGCAGGGUACAGCUGCUCGGCAGCUGCCCGGCCCCCCACCGCUGGCGCCUCCCUCAUCUGACAGCCGAUCAUUGGCGGAUGCUUUCCUGGACUCUCUUGGCGCCGAGGAUAAUGGAGCACCGCCUGUGGCUGGGACCCUGCCAGCGCUGCCGCCGCCUCCAGGGCUGCCGCCGCCACCGGGCCUGCCAGCAGACGAGCCGGGCGCGGCGCCAAUGCCAUAUGUUGAGAAGCCCAUCGACCUGUUCAAGGCCAUCUUCGAGGCCGAUGACUCCUCUGAUGAAGAGGAGGAAGAGCAACCGGCACCAAAGUCUGCCCCUGCCACGGCAGCACCGCAGCCAGAAGGCCAGAAGGAUGAGCUGGCAGCUGCUAGGGAGGCUGCGCUCGCCGCAAGAGCCGCACAGACACCGAGCCAGACGGCAAGCGCAGGACCGUCCGCCUCUGUGCAAACCAAGGACGCCACUGCUUGGCUGAAACCAACGGAGCAGAGUGGCGCGGCCCCGUCGCAGAAUGGAGGCCUUGCAGAGGCGCUGGAAAGGGCACAGCAGCUGGCCGGUGAGAAGGUCAGGGAGCGGCUGCGAGCAGAGCAGGAAGAGGAGAGAGGGAACAGCAGCCGUGCCCCGCCUGCAGGGACCUCCAUAGAUACCGACAAGGCGCCAGGUCAGCUGGGUGACGCAAGCAAUGGUGGGGUUUCUGAGGAGCAGAGGCAGGCAAUUGAGAUGCUUCUGAAGACCCACAAGCACUCCAAGAAGAAGAAGAAGGAGCGUGACAAGGGGACGCGUAAGAAGGACAAGGCAAAGAAGGACAGAAAAGACGAUAAGAAGAAAAGGUCCUCUAAAAAAGAGGGCAAGAAGAAGAGCAGCAAAAAGACCGACACGCGUAGUGAUGAAUCAGAUGACAGCGACUCAGAUGUAUCAGAUUGA
Coccomyxa subellipsoidea C-169 is the source of this 2952-nucleotide messenger RNA. RefSeq lists its product as hypothetical. Gene Ontology annotation, molecular function: RNA binding. Gene Ontology annotation, biological process: mRNA processing. The record is from RefSeq and is a predicted model, not a curated record. The transcript is spliced from 14 exons. Gene Ontology annotation, cellular component: nucleus. NCBI's taxonomy places the organism in Eukaryota, Viridiplantae, Chlorophyta, Trebouxiophyceae, Coccomyxaceae. The coding region runs from base 1 to 2952 and encodes 983 amino acids.